Messenger RNA from Durusdinium trenchii, 942 nucleotides. NCBI's taxonomy places the organism in Eukaryota, Dinophyceae, Suessiales, Symbiodiniaceae. The record is from the annotation of a GenBank genome assembly.
AUGGCAAAUCAAGAAGGUGACACGCCGAUCAAGGAGUCAUGCAUAUCUGAGGAUCAGCGCCGGAGCAGCUCGGCAUCUAUCGGCAGCAAAGCUGACACAUGCCGGCACUGCGAGGCUAUCUUGGGCAAGAGGCACUUCAAUCCGCGUCACCAGUGUCGCUUGUGCUGUGCUAUGGUUUGUGGGAGCUGCUCCCCCAACCUGGUGCAGCUGGAUACUGGGCAGCCGACCCAACGAGUUUGCAAUCCUUGCGUGGCAAUUGUCACGCAGCAGUUGGAUCUCACGUCCAGACUAGACCGACUUGCGCGACACUUGCGAUCUCAAGCAGGACAGGAUGAGGAGGUGGCGUUAGCCUCGCGCAAUGUGGAGGAGGCCUUGCAGAAGUGUGAGUCCUUGGAACCGCUCUUAGCCGAGGAGCGCUUGCGGCUUUUAACAAAGGUAGAGGAGGCCGAGAAGAUUAAGUAUUUUCAGAAGCUAUUGAAGACCCAGGCGGAGGAAGCCUCAAAGCUCCCAGAAGACAACCACCACGAGGAGCGCUUUGCAUCUUCGACGCCCGAACGGAUUGACUUUAGCUACAAGGAUGUGGCGCCAGAGAGUGCUGCGCCUGGUGCUUUGAAUGGUUCAACUGCUACGGCGGCCGAUUCGGAGGAGGUCAGACUUCAACAAGCGUGCAAACUACAACUUCCUGUCGAGUCCAUGCAGUCUCCAUCCACACGCGCGACCUCCUCAUCUCCACUCGGAGGAUAUGUGGCGUCGCCCUCGGGGUCACAGAGACGUGCGGAGAUCGCAGCCAAAGCCCGAGAAGCCUUCCAGCGCAGUCCGCCUGAGACGCCGACAGCCUCGCCAGGUUCUCGGAAGGCAGGUGGCCGGCGUACAGCACAACGUGACAACUUGGCGGAGAGGGCAUAUCAGAGAUAUCAAGAGGCAUGGCAGAAUGACUUCUGA